UACUGCACCAGGGCUGAGGGACUCUUCGUCCCAUUGUUUCGCUUGCUGCAGAAUUAGCACAGUUCCAUCUGCGUAGUCAUCAUUUUUUUCAGUUGCUUUGUACAUUCUGCAUUUAGGACCAUUGUUGUCUUUGUGCCUGAUACAACGGAUUUACAUUUGAGGAAAAUUGCUCAUCCUGAUCCCGAAUUACAAGGAAUAUUUUGCAGAGGACAAUACCGAAAUCUGGGACUGAGACUUUUCUUUUCAAUCUUUUUCCUUUUUUUUUUUUUUUAAUGCUGCUAGAGCGGAUUUCCCUUUUGUUGCGCAGCAAUUUUUUUUUUUCUUUACAGCGACAGACAUAUCAAGAGAAAAGAGUUAAAGGCAAGGCUGGACAGAGCCCCACCAAUCCUCCACAACAGAAUGCUUUGCAUUAAAAGGCAAAGGCAAGUUACAAAAUCUGUUGUCACAAGAGGCACUGGGGGGGCGGAAAUGGGCCAGUUCCCCCAUUUGACGUGCUUCUGAAUACCAACACAAGAAUGCAAGAGAAGAGUUGAAAGAGAUGAAAAAAGUGGUCGGUGGAUUGUCCCUAGUCUCUCGCUGUGUGCCGCUGGAUUGCUGAGGAGUCCAAGUGAGUGGAGCGCUGAGUUAUUCAGCCGGCCCCUCGUAGCUCCUAGAGAGUCCUUUCACCUGCCUGCAUGGGAGUCUGACAUUUCAGUUCUUCAACAGACCCUACGACCUUUUUUAUGCACCUGUUGUCCUCAAGAGCUUGAAGAGGAAAUUUUGCACUCUUGGAUUCAUGCAUCGAGGGAAAUGUUUGCAGCACUACUCGUGUGAAAAGACAUUGUACAGUACUUUGGACUUGCUCUUUCUUUUUGUUAAUCCUUUUUUUAAAAAAAUUGAUUGCACAUGGUUGCCUUGAUACGCUCAACAGCCCGUUUGUGCUGAGAGAAUUGUGACAUUAUCUCCUGCGGAGAUCCCAAUGUUUUUUUUAGCCUCUGUCUGUGUUUUGACUCUCACAAUGGUUAGGCAUACAUGAGCUCCAGACAGUGACAAGAGGACCACCAAAAUAAGGGAAGCUUGCUGUUGAAUUACAAAACACAGCAUCACCAGAAUACAGUGCCACUUGUCCGUUUACUGAAGACGUGAUCGACACACGAUUGUUACUCUUCUAGCUCCUAGAUUCCCUAGUAGAGAGGAUUUCCUCUCUGAAAGAAAUUCCUGUGUCAAUUGCGAAGGCAACUCCAAUCAGCAAAUAUGAUCUAAUCACUUUUGAUGAAACGGGGAGCCAAAUGAAACCAAUAUGUUGCUUACCUAUUUAAUUUCUUCCGGGAAUCGAUUCAUAGCGGCAAACAUUUUGUUUGACACAUUAAGCUCUUCAUUCAUAAGGUUUCUUCCCUCGCAACCUCUUUCAUCUGCAUCUUUGUGAAAACAGUUUAUGCCUUCGUCCUCUUGGUGUUAGCUCUUUUAAAAUGGGCGAUAAAGGCCCCAUGCUGGCAAGCAAAGCAGCAUGAAUCUCACCUUUACGACAGAUGCUCACUUCAGCUGUAAUUCUACACUGCCCCCCACUCCCCCUCGCUACUCUUAAAUGCAACCUCGCUUUUUCAUGAACCAUGCUGUGCCGGUGGAAAAGCAGGACCUCGUCCUAUCCCUCCAAAAGCCCCAAGGAUUUUGCUCCUGUCGGUGUUCCCUUGAUUGAGACUCAUCAAUGUGAUAGUCAGGUAAAAGAGAGCAAGGGUAGCGUAUUAAGCUCGAUUAAGUGAAGGUGGCUACAGGGACGUGGAACAGUGGGAGAGGAGUAGGCAAUUUGCAGUUUCAUGCUAUUGCCUUGUGGAAGUUGUACCAUAAACUCGGGUCCAACUCGGAACAAUGAAUCUGUCUGACAUGCCGACUGACCCGAUGCUCACACCAAAUAGCAGCAGCAGUGGAGAGGUAUUUUCCGGCAGUGCUUCGAACCACUCGUGUCCUUUAGGCUGGGGCUUAAAAGAAGGUUUGGAGGCUUGCAUCCUGGAGACCGCUGUUGUCGUCCUCCUGACAGUGCUCAUCAUUGUCGGCAACUUGACGGUGAUCUUCGUAUUCCACUGCGCGCCACUGCUCCAUCACUACAACACCAGCUACUUUAUCCAGACCAUGGCCUACGCAGACCUUCUGGUUGGUCUCAGCUGCCUGGUGCCCACUCUGUCUCUGCUCCACUACCCUACAAGCGUCCAGGAGCCGAUCACCUGUCAGGUCUUCAGCUACGUCAUCUCCGUUCUCAAAAGUGUUUCAAUGGCUUGUUUGGCCUGUAUCAGUGUGGACCGCUAUCUGGCUAUCACGAAACCGCUGUCAUACAACCAGCUGGUGACACCGUGCCGUCUGCGGGUCUGCAUCACCCUCAUAUGGGUUUACUCCAGCCUGGUCUUCUUGCCCUCUUUCUUUGGCUGGGGCAAGCCAGGCUAUCACGGGGACAUUUUUGAGUGGUGUGCACAGUCUUGGCCUACCUCAGCCCUCUUUACAGGUUUUGUGGUCUGCCUGCUGUAUGCACCUGCUGCACUUGUGGUCUGCUUUACCUACUACCACAUAUUUCGCAUUUGCCAGCAGCACAACAGGGAGAUCAGUGAACGCCGGGCACGAUUUCCAAGCCAAGAGAUGGAAACUGUUGAUGGGGACAGAGAUGGACAUCAAGGAGGACAGGGACCGGAUCGGCGCUACGCGAUGGUGCUCUUCCGUAUCACAAGCGUGUUCUAUAUGCUCUGGCUACCCUACAUCAUAUACUUUGUUUUGGAAAGCUCCCAUGUCCUGGACAGCCCAGCCCUUUCCUUCAUUACCACUUGGCUAGCAAUUAGCAACAGUUUUUGCAACUGCGUCAUCUACAGCUUGUCCAAUAGCGUGUUUCGCUUGGGCAUGCGCAGGCUCUCACAGACAAUUUGCUCCUUCAGUCACUGUGCUGCUGAUGACAGGGACUUUGGGAAACCUAAACCACGGAAAAGGGCAAACUCCUGCUCCAUCUGAAUGUGGGAUUUUGUUCAAUACAAGGACGCUCUGUGGACAUUGACCACUACAUACAGUGCAUCUUUAUGAAAUAGAAAUAGUAAAAACAAAACAGAAAAAUUGAAGUUCUUACUUUUGGGCCAUGAUCCCAUUUAAAAUUUGCAAGUGUGAUUUAUUUGCAUAAAUGAAUCAUUUUUUUUAAGCAGAGUCACAUUGAGAAUGCUUUCACUCUAGACCGCACAACACAGCUGUUUGACAUUGAGCCUGUCCAUCUCACUGUUAUGUUUCUCUGCAAAUGUCAAGGUGUCAUAUAUUUGGAAUUACACCAAAAUGACAUUUUGAGGAAAUCGGGCGAGCAAAAUAUAUUUCCAAAACGUCAACCCCCAAACUUGUUUGGAUGUUGUCGAUGGCCUUUGAUUUGUUGACAGCCAUAAUGCUUUCUUUAGGUUUUAGAAAGUGAGCAAGCCUUGCCAGCUAACUGGAAUGUGAAACUGUCGACUUAGUAUGGGCAAUAAAGCAGUUGGUGAUUUUGAAACAGCAGUGUUGACCUGUACAGUCAGGUGCAGCUGAAAUUUGUAAUUUUCAAAUUUUGUGGAGGGAAAAAAAAAAUCACAUUUCAUCAUGUUUUUGUUGAUAUACAGUAUGUGGCUAUUACAAAAUUAUUUUACACAGCAAAUUAAAUGCUGAAAUGUACACUGAUCUUAUGCAGAGCUGCUUUCAACUCUUACAUGACAGCUGCCACAGCACUGAAUUCACAUUCUUACCAAUUACAUAUAAUUUUCAGAUCGACAAAUACGAAAACAAAUUUUUAUUUGGCGGCACUACCUGCAGGAUAUUUUGUAGCAUGGAAACGCAUCUGAAUAUGCAAUAGAUAUUCUGAAAUACCUUUACAAUACGCAAUCCCAACAAGGUGAUUAGAUAAGCACCUCAAUCCUGAUAUAUAUGGUAUACACACAUCUAUAUAUCUAUAUCUACACAUCUAUAUAUGUUGAGAUAUAGAUGUAUAGAUAUAGAUAUAUAGUUAUGAUUCUCACAAGUGCAUUCUACAACAAAGUGUUCAAUAUAUUCUUAUCUUUAGGUCCGUGACUGAAGAUGGACAUUCAACUAAAAAUUCAAUUGAUGGGGCAAAUGACUGUCGAGUUUUGUAAUAUUUUUAAUAGCUUGAGAUGUUUUCCCUUGAAAAAAACAUAUUCCUAAGCAAUAUUUCUCUUGGCACUAAAACAUUGAAAUCCAUCCGUUGAAAGCACUCUUGAGCGAUCACUUGUGACCUCAUUGCAGAAACACUGAAAUGUCUGUCGGAAAAAAACAAAAUAGUGAAUGCAUACUGCGGACGGAAUGGUAACUGAUUCUGAGAGCCCAACUGAAACAUCGUUUUCGAAAGCACAAAUAAGCUGUCGUAAAAUAGACUCUAGCCACAUGAUCAUUGUUGAGAAAUAUGACAACAUUGUCAACAUUUGAGCACAGUGACAAUUCCUCCCAUCGUGCAGAUGCUCUACAUGUGCGCCAUUUUGGCUUUCAGACAAAUACAUAUUGUAUGCUAUCUCAAUAUUGUCUACGUUGAAAUGGUCCCGCGCCAAAAUUGACUCUUCUGCCCAUCUUUUAGUUCUGGUUGCUGAAAUUUAUUUUUUCCCCUAUUUUAACUUUUAUGUAAGUUCAGCGUAUAAUUUCCAAUCCGUAGCUUCAAUUUUUUUUUAACACUACAUUUCAGAUCUCUGUCAUGCACGUAUUGCGAAAAUCCUCUCUACUCAAGUAGAUUUUGGUGCGACUCACACUUCAUUAAGUCCCUAAAGUAAGAUUUGUGUAGCCCAGUCAUGGAACACAAUUCACUCCAAAUUAUGAAUACUUUGUUGACUACAAUCAAACAACAUCAACCUCCUUUUGUUUAGCACGGCAUCAUAAUUUUUUUUGGUAAAACAUGUUACUCUUAAUGUUGCUUUGCUCAAUUUCACCCAAAACUUUUGUAUUUGACGAGACCGAAAUGGUAUCCCAAUUUUUGAAAAUGUUUAUUCUUCGAACAUUUAUUUCCAAGGCCAUGACGAUACUGUUAACUUCAGACUGAUGGAUUUAUACAAAAUAUACAAAAUCUGUUUUUACUGAUUAGUUCGAUAUUAAUAGCAUAGCAUAGUUCGCAAAAUCUGAAAUCAUCUGAAAAUAUGUGGCUUGCUAGCUCCAGACUCUAAAUUUACGCGGGCUAAGCAAUAGUGCAAACCCUACUUAGUCAAGGAGUUUCAAGUUUCUGUCGUUCCUUUAUCUCGGUUGGUCUUGUGCCUUCAAGUGGGAACGUGUUCAACUGUCUGAUGUCAGAAUCGUAUCUUUCAAAUGAUAACCUUUGUCUAGAUUUUGUGGCAUUGGCAACAUGGCAUUGAUAAGAAAUGUCAGUUGAUAAACACAGAAUAGUUGCGUUCAAUGCUGUCUGCUCUGUUCAUUCGAUACGUUGUGCUCUUUCUCCGGUGGUAGUGCUAUGCCAUAGAUAUCCAAUGUAUGGGGCCUGAAUUUUUGCAUACUGUUAUGGGAACAACACAGCAACUAUAGUGCUAAACCUUUAUGACUUAGUUGUUACCAAACAUGGUCAAAUUUGAAAUGUGAUUGUCCGAGUGGAUUUACAGUAUUUGGUCAGAAGUUUCACAAAUAAUUCUUGUUUUGUUGUGAGUUUUAGAGGGUGACGUGAAUUUAUUUUGAAUGUGUUUUAGGCUGAUAGUUUGAAAUAUUCAGGGGCCAUUGAAUUCAUGGGUUCAAAAAAAAUAAAGAUUCAAGGCUCAAUGGAAAUCAAUACAGUUUCAAGCGCAGUAAAAUUUGGGAUUUGAUGAUGUUCAAUAUUUAUUUCAUGAGAAUACUGUGUAUAAACCUUUACAUGUAAAUUACUGUACUAAGUGUGGGUAUUUCAAACUUGUACAGCACAAAAAAAAGAAAAGCUGUACCUAUGGUGUUAAAUGAGUAGGCUUCUAAUGUUUUGACUGUAGGAAGCAGUGUGAUGUUAGCACAGUAUCUAUUUUUUUAUUUUGGAAAAUUUGCCAAAGGCCUUGGUUUUGCUGUUGCUGCCAACCAAAUAAAGGUGACGAUAACAGUAA
Molecule: messenger RNA, 6014 nt
Organism: Hippocampus zosterae (dwarf seahorse)
Lineage: Eukaryota; Metazoa; Chordata; Actinopteri; Syngnathiformes; Syngnathidae
Gene: gpr52
Product: G protein-coupled receptor 52
Exons: 1
Coding region: 1846-2967 (373 amino acids)
Biological process (GO): G protein-coupled receptor signaling pathway
Cellular component (GO): membrane
Molecular function (GO): G protein-coupled receptor activity
Source: RefSeq, a predicted model, not a curated record